Molecule: messenger RNA, 2326 nt
Organism: Syngnathus acus (greater pipefish)
Lineage: Eukaryota; Metazoa; Chordata; Actinopteri; Syngnathiformes; Syngnathidae
Gene: ift70
Product: fleer
Exons: 19
Coding region: 134-2080 (648 amino acids)
Biological process (GO): intraciliary transport
Cellular component (GO): axonemal microtubule; intraciliary transport particle B
Molecular function (GO): protein binding; intraciliary transport particle B binding
Source: RefSeq, a predicted model, not a curated record
CCAGGCAACACAACUCCGCUUGCUCUGCGUGAGCGCGGCUGCUAGCUAACUUGGUAGUUAGCGUUGCUUGUUUUUCCUGAACUUAGCCGAUUAUUUUCAAAUUUAGAGCUGUGAAAAGUACACGUUUGGCAUUAUGAUGACAAUUAAAGACGGGGAGUACACUGCUACAAUCUAUAAACUGAUUAAAGACAGCCAGUAUGUUGAGGCCAUUCACAUCCUUAACAGCCAACUUCAGAAGCACACGAGAUCUCGGGCAGCACUGUCUCUGCUGGGCUUCUGCUACUACCACGUCCAGGACUUCAGCGGUGCGGCCGAGUGCUACGAGCAGCUCACGCAGCUGCACCCCGAGGUGGAGGAGUACCGGGUGUACUACGCCCAGAGCCUGUACAAGGCGGGCGCCUACGCCGAGGCCACCAAGGCCUCCUUCGCCCUGGACACGCCCAGCAGCCACACCAAGAUGAUCAAACUGCAAGCCUCCAUCAAAUAUUUUGAGGAGAAUUACUCAGCUGCUAAGUCUCUGGUGGAGCAACUUCCCCCGGAGGACGCCGAUUACGUGUACAACAUGGGCUGCCUGCUCUACCAGGAUGCCAAGUACGAGGACGCCUGUAAGAAGUUCACGUCGGCCAUGCAGGUGCUGGGAUAUGUUCCUGCGCUGUCGUACAACAUCGCUCUGUGCUACUACAGGCUCAGCAACUAUGCGCAGGCCCUUAAAUACAUCGGCGAGAUCAUCGAGCGAGGCAUCCGGGAACAUCCGGAGCUGAGCGUGGGCCUGACCACGGAAGGCAUUGAGGUGCGCAGCGUGGGCAACACGCUGGUGCUGCAUCAGACCGCCCUGGUGGAGGCCUUCAACCUCAAGGCUGCCAUCGAGUACCAGCUGAAGAACCUGAAAGGAGCUCAGGAGGCUUUGACGGACAUGCCACCGAGAACCGAGGAGGAGCUGGACACGGUGACUCUGCACAACCAGGCUCUGCUCAACAUGGACAGCAAGCCCUCACAAGGCUUCGAGAAGUUGGCCUUCCUGCUGCAGCAGCCUUCCUUCCCACCCGUCACAUUCGGCAACCUGCUACUGCUCUACUGCAAGCACGAGUAUUUCGAUCUGGCUGCCGACGUCCUGGCAGAAAACGCACAACUCACCUACAAGUUGCUCACGCCGUACGAGUACGAGUUUCUCGAUGCCUUGCUGACCUGCCAGACGGCGCCGGAGGAGGCCUUCAGAAAGUUUGACGACAUGAUCGGCAAAAUGACGGAGAAGCUGCGCAAACUGGCCAAGCAGCUGCAGGAGGCCAAGACGGUCCGAGACGACGAUGGGCAGAAGAAAGCCCUCCAGGAGUACGACACCAUGCAGGAGAAGUACAUCGUGGUCCUGAUGGCCCAGGCCAAAAUCUACUGGAACCGUGAGAACUUUGCCAUGGUGGAGAAGAUCUUCCACAAGUCUAUGGAGGUGUGCAACGAGGACGACACAUGGAAGCUGAACGUGGCGCACGUGCUCUUCAUGCAGAACAAGUACAAGGAGGCCAUCAGCUUCUACGAGCCCAUCGUCAAGAAGCACUACAACAACAUCUUGAACGUGAGCGCUGUGGUCCUGGCCAACUUGUGCGUGUCCUACAUCAUGACCAGCCAGAAUGAAGAGGCUGAGGAGCUGAUGAGGAAAAUUGAAAAGGAGGAAGAGCAGAUCUCCUACGACGACCCCGACAAGAAAGUCUUCCACCUAUGCAUCGUCAACCUAGUCAUCGGCACAUUGUACUGCGCUAAGGGCAACUACGAUUUUGGCAUCUCUCGUGUCAUCAAGAGCUUGGAGCCUUACAACAAGAAGUUGGGGACGGACACGUGGUUCUACGCCAAACGCUGUUUCCUGUCCCUGCUGGAGAACAUGUCAAAGCACAUCAUCACGCUGAAGGGAGUGGUGGUCCAGGAGUGCAUUCAGUUCUUGGAGAACUGUGAAGAGUAUGGAAGGGAGGUGCCCGCCAUCAUCGAGCAGCCACUGGAGGAGUCCGGGGUCCAAAUGGGCAAGAACACUGUGAUGUAUGAGGCCCGACUCCUCAAGGCCCUCUUCUACAAAGUCACAAGCUGGAAUGAGUGACCGUGACGCAAGAAAAGACAACAACACACUCUUGAAGUGCCCCACUUGCUUUUAUUUGGGAUAGAGUUGUUUUCUUCUACGUACAUUUAAUACUUCAUGCAGACAAAAAAAGUCUUAAAUACUUCAAUAUAUUGGAGAAGACUUCAUAAUAAUUCACAAGGAAAUAAUACAGGCAGAUUCUCAUGCUAUAUUUCAUGACAUUCAAACUGAAACAGCUCCAAUCUUUACUUUUUUGGAAAGUAGAUA